Molecule: messenger RNA, 2726 nt
Organism: Ictidomys tridecemlineatus (thirteen-lined ground squirrel)
Lineage: Eukaryota; Metazoa; Chordata; Mammalia; Rodentia; Sciuridae
Source: RefSeq, a predicted model, not a curated record
CCGGCGAGGGGUGGCCCUUUAAAAGGCAGUGUCUUGUCCGGAGGGGGCGGGCAGGGGGAGCUGACCGCCGCCCGAGGCCCAGCCCCUCCUCCCUGCCCCCUUCCUUGGUUCGUCCGUCCCUCCCCGGUCCCAGCGUCGCUGUCUCGCUAGCCCAACGCACGCUCCGCCUCCGUCAGUCGGCUCCGCUGACUAGUGAGCGGCGUGGACAGGAGCCGGGGCCGGACGCGCGGCCGGGGCUGGGGGCUGGGAGCGCGGCGCGCACGGCCUCCCAGAGCAAGAUAGGGCCCCCGCCACCAGGCGAGGCCGGCGCCGCGAUGGCAGAGAUGGGCAGUAAGGGGGUGACGGCGGGGAAGAUCGCCAGCAAUGUACAGAAGAAGCUCACCCGCGCGCAGGAGAAGGUCCUUCAGAAACUGGGGAAGGCAGAUGAGACCAAGGAUGAGCAGUUUGAACAGUGCGUCCAGAAUUUCAACAAGCAGCUGACUGAAGGCACCCGGCUGCAGAAGGAUCUCCGGACUUAUCUGGCUUCAGUCAAAGCCAUGCACGAAGCCUCCAAGAAGCUGAACGAGUGUCUACAGGAGGUGUAUGAGCCCGACUGGCCCGGCAGGGACGAGGCCAAUAAGAUCGCUGAGAACAAUGACCUGCUGUGGAUGGACUACCACCAGAAACUGGUGGACCAGGCGCUGCUGACCAUGGACACGUACUUGGGCCAGUUUCCUGACAUUAAGUCACGCAUUGCCAAGCGAGGGCGGAAGUUGGUGGACUACGACAGUGCCCGACACCACUAUGAGUCCCUUCAAACCGCCAAAAAGAAAGAUGAAGUCAAAAUCGCCAAGCCUGUCUCGCUGCUUGAGAAAGCCGCCCCCCAGUGGUGCCAAGGCAAACUGCAGGCUCAUCUCGUAGCUCAAACUAACCUGCUCCGAAAUCAGGCCGAGGAGGAGCUCAUCAAGGCUCAGAAGGUGUUUGAGGAAAUGAACGUGGACCUGCAGGAAGAGCUCCCAUCCCUGUGGAACAGCCGUGUAGGUUUCUAUGUCAAUACGUUUCAGAGCAUCGCGGGCCUGGAGGAGAACUUCCACAAGGAGAUGAGCAAGCUCAACCAGAACCUCAACGACGUGCUGGUCAGCCUGGAGAAGCAGCAUGGCAGCAACACCUUCACAGUCAAGGCCCAGCCCAGAAAGAAAAGUAAACUGUUCUCCCGGUUGCGCAGAAAGAAGAACAGUGACAAUGCCCCUGCCAAAGGGAACAAGAGCCCAUCGCCUCCACCAGAUGGCUCCCCUGCGGCCACCCCCGAGAUCAGAGUGAACCAUGAGCCAGAGCCAGCCAGCGGGGCCACACCCGGGGCCUCCAUCCCCAAGUCCCCAUCUCAGCUCCGGAAAGGUCCACCAGUCCCUCCGCCCCCCAAACACACCCCGUCCAAGGAGAUCAAGCAGGAGCAGAUCCUCAGCCUGUUUGAUGACGCGUUUGUCCCCGAAAUCAGCGUGACCACCCCCUCCCAGUUCGAGGCCCCGGGGCCUUUCUCUGAGCAGGCCAGUCUGCUGGACCUGGACUUUGACCCUCUGCCACCCGUGGCAAGCCCCGUGAAGGCGCCCACGCCCUCUGGUCAGUCAAUUCCGUGGGACCUCUGGGAGCCCACAGAGAGUCCAGCUGGCAGCCUGCCAUCCGGGGAGCCUGGUGCUGCUGAGGGCACAUUUGCUGUGUCCUGGCCCAACCAGACGGCCGAGCAGGGGUCUGCCCAACCUGCAGAGGCCUUGGAGGUGGCAGGUGGGACCCAGCCUGCGCCUGGAGCCCAGGAGCCUGGGGAGACGGCGGCAAGUGAAGCAGCCUCCAGUUCUCUUCCGGCUGUGGUGGUGGAAACGUUCUCAGCAACUGUGAAUGGCACCGUAGAAGGCAGCAGCGGGGCCGGCCGUUUGGACCUCCCCCCGGGCUUCAUGUUCAAGGUGCAGGCUCAGCACGAUUACACGGCCACUGACACGGACGAGCUGCAGCUCAAGGCUGGUGAUGUGGUGCUGGUGAUCCCCUUUCAGAACCCGGAGGAACAGGAUGAAGGCUGGCUCAUGGGCGUAAAGGAGAGUGACUGGAACCAGCACAAGGAGUUGGAAAAAUGCCGGGGCGUCUUCCCUGAGAACUUCACGGAACGGGUGCAGUGACGUGUCGGCGGAGUUCCUGCAGUCCUCUGGGCGUGUGAAGAACACCUUUCCCCUCCCCCCCAAAAAAUGUGUGUUUCUUUCUUUUUUUUUUUUUCUUCUCUUUUUUCGUUUUCGUUUUUAAACUUUUGAAAAAGCAAAGGGAAACCGAGAGACGAGAGACCUAAGCCGAAAGGUAUUCUCCCAAAGAUUAGGUUGUUCUCCCCCCAAAGCCCAAUCCUGGCCAGUCUGGUAGAAUUCACCAGUGUUUCUGAAGCUGCUGUGGUCCCUAGUUGAGUUCCUGGCACCCUUCUCCGUGCCCGCAUGUGUGCCCGGCUGCAGGGCGGGCUGGGGGCCGCCAAGUCACCGCCACGCUUGCCUGAAGCUUCAGCCGCGCCACCUGGGCAAGGGUCUUCUUUACCUGGCAGCUGCUGUGGGUGGGCGCAGACACCGGCCCUGCCUGGCCCUGCCCCGCAGACCAUCCGUGUGCUGUUUGAAAAUAAACCUUAGUGUUCAAACAAAACGAAACAAAGAAACAACAACAACAAAACUGACAAAACACUAAAAAAAAUAAUAAUAAAUAAAGCCUGUGUGUUUAUUUUGCCA